Messenger RNA from Amaranthus tricolor (Joseph's coat), 3458 nucleotides. RefSeq lists its product as uncharacterized. Lineage: Eukaryota; Viridiplantae; Streptophyta; Magnoliopsida; Caryophyllales; Amaranthaceae. The transcript has 8 exons. Bases 547 to 3090 code for a protein of 847 amino acids. The record is from RefSeq and is a predicted model, not a curated record.
AAUUGCUUCAUGCUUGGCUUCUUCAUUUAUUUGUCUUUCUCUCUAAUCUUUUUUGGUUCUUUGAGAUCGGCGGUAUCCUUCCGACACUACCAUUUCGAAUUAUCAUUUCUUUUCUUUCUCUACUUUAUUUAUUAAUUUCAUGCAAUUAUAAUUAUAAAUAAAUAAAUAAAUUCCUCUAAACCUGUCUUUUCUUCCUCUUUCUUCUCUCUCCUCAGUCCUCCCUUGGAUUUUAUCCAUCAUUCAUAAAAUUCCUUCGUUUAAUCCUAAAAACAACACUAUUUCUACAACCCAAUCUCUCUUAUAUCAAUUCAAGAUUUCCCUUUUUUCCAAUUUUUUCUUACCCUUUUCUUGGGAUUUCUGUUUCUUUCUAAUAUUAACAGCAACUUGGGUUGGGAUUUCCAGGUCACAAAUGUUGUUUCCGUAAUUGUAGAGUUCAAUUGCUUAAUUAAUGUUAAUUGAAUUUAAUUUGGGUUUAAAGAAAAGAGGGUGUUGGAGGUUGUUGUUGUGUUAGUCUGGCUGCAGUGUGUGUGAUUGGUUUAGCUAGAGAUGGCGGAUGUCCGGCCAUUGCAGCAAAAGUCUGAGAGCCCUAGUGAUGCUCGGGCUGAAUUUGAGCGUGGAUUAGAGCAGCUUAUGCGUGGGCAUUUGGAUGAUUGUAUUUCCUUCACCUCGUGUAGCUCAACUCGUAACACGGAGGAUGAAGACGAGGAGGGUGAUCAGCUUGUGCGCAGGAGGCGAAGUUCUGAUCUUGAAGGGGAUUAUCUAGCCGAGUCAUCUGCUGCUAGGAGACGACACUCGAGGAUUUUGAGUCGUUGGGCUGCUAGGCAAGCACAAGAAAUGAUUACCACUAUGGAGAGGCGGAACCGGGAAUCUGAGUUGAUGGCUCUUGCUGGUUUACAUCCUGUUUCCAUGCUUGAUUAUUCUUUUCUAAGGGAAUCUCAAUCUCCUACUUCACGAAGACAAGGAGCCGUUGAAAGGCCCAACACUAGGGCUUCUUCCAUCUUGCAAAUGUGGAGAGAGUUAGAUGAUGAGCAUGUGUUAAGCCGUGCUAGAGAGCGAGUCAGAGAGAGGCUUAGGCAUGACAGGAGUGUUGACAGCAAUACUGAUGUCUCAACCAUAACUAUGUCGGAAAUCAGGGCGGGAGAAAAUCAGGGCAGUGUAGAGGAUGUAAGUGAGAGUGAACCUGAUUUUGGAACUUGGUCUCAUGGUCAGAUGGAAACGCACAGUGAAAAUGGGGAUCAUACCCACUCUAGCAGAGAGCAAUCUCCUGAUGUUGGUGAAGUUGAGAGAGAGAGGGUGAGGCAAAUUGUGCGCGGAUGGGUGGAGACUGGCAUAAAUGACCACUCUUCUGAUGCUCCACGGAGGGAUAACAAUCCUAGAGAAGAGUGGCUUGGUGAGACCGAGCGUGAACGGGUGAGACUUGUGAGAGAGUGGGUGCAUAUGGCGAGUCAGCAAAGAGCACGUGGAGGACGGAGGGAAGAUCCACAUGCUGGAUUAGGUACUGAGGUAGGUCAAGAUCAUGUCGGCCUUGUUCGAAGAGAUAUGUUGAGGUUUCGUGGGCGCCAGGCUUUGAUCGACCUGCUAAUGAGGAUAGAACGUGAAAGACAGAGGGAGCUUCAGGGUUUAUUAGAGCAUCGGGCUGUUUCGGAUUUUGCUCAUCGUAAUCGCAUUCAGUCAUUAUUGAGAGGUAGAUUUUUAAGAACGGAAAGAACAGCCGAGGAUGAAAGGCCACCAUCAGUGGCUGCAAAUGAACUAGAUCAGUUGAGACAACGAAACACUGUUACUGGUUUGAGGGAUGGUUUUCGCUCUAGACUAGACACUAUUGUGCAUGGUCAAGCAAGCAGCAACUCUGACACCUCAUCUAGUGAUCCAGGAAGUGAUUUUUCUAAUAAUUUGGCUGAGCAUGACAUCCCAAUGGAGGUUCAACUUUGGAAUUCUGAACAAUUGCAGUCUAGGAAUCAGGUUAACGGGGUUAACGAAUUUACAAAUAACACUAUAAAUGUGGCUGUUAAUGUGUCUGCUGAUGUUAUAACUCGGGAAGAAGAAGCCAUUCAGAGGGGGAAUGGGCCCGAACAGGUCACUGCAAAUGAACGAAUAAACUUGCCUCAGUUGAACUUUGCAGAGCUUGAUCCAUGGAGAGAAAACACACAACCUAAUAUGGUUAGUGACUGGCAGGAAAUUUCAGGGAAUACUUGGCAGCGGAGAGCUCAUGGGAAUCAUGAGGAGGAAGGGACUAGUUUACCUAGUCAACCAACUUGGCCUGGCAAUACUUCUCGAGCAUCACUGGGGAAUUGGGCAAGAGGGCCUGCUAAUAUUUCACAUAAUCGACGUAGCAUUCCAAUUCGACGAGCGAGUAGAUUUCAGCCUCCUGACGAUGAUAAUGUGUACAGUAUGGAGCUUCGUGAGCUGCUUGGCAGGAGGAGUGUUUCAACUCUCUUGCGUAGUGGUUUUCGUGAAAGCUUGGACCAAUUGAUUCAGUCUUACGUGGAAAGGCAAGGUCGUGCUCCGAUUGACUGGGAACAUCACAGAAACUUGCCCACUUCUGCUACUCCACGGCAUGACCAAGAGCGGCUUGAAGAACCAACUGUCAGUGAUACAGUCAAUAGACCUCUUGUUCUUUCAUCUCCACCAGCACCGCCGCCGCUUCCCAUCUGGCAACAGGAUCUACAUCAUGCUAAUUGGUCUCGUCAUGGGAUGAAUCGUUCGGAGCUGGAGUGGGAAAUGAUGAAUGAUUUGCGAUCUGAUGUUGCCAGGCUGCAGCAAGGUAUGAACAACAUGCAGAGGAUGUUAGAAGCUUGCAUGGACAUGCAAGUGGAGUUGCAGCGUUCUGUUCGGCAAGAGGUUUCUGCAGCUCUGAAUCGAUCUGCUGGUGGAAAAGGUGUUGAGACAUCAGAGGAUGGUUCGAGAUGGGGACAUGUGAGGAAAGGGACAUGUUGUGUUUGUUGUGACAACCAUAUUGAUUCUCUAUUGUACAGAUGUGGGCACAUGUGCACUUGUUUGAAGUGCGCAAAUGAGUUGGUUCGUGGUGGAGGAAAGUGCCCGUUGUGCAGGGCACCAAUUGUUGAAGUCAUAAGAGCUUAUUCAAUACUGUAAAUGGUGAAUUGUGAUUGAUGAAUAUUUUGUAUGGGUCGGGGUCCGGGUCGGGGACAAAAAGGAAAUAGGAAAAGGAUAGCCCUGAGUGAAGAGUAGAGGGUAGUGAUUGUCAGCCAUUACAUUGCACACUGAAUAGCUCUCCUGGGCUCCCUCAUCCAGUUGCCUCAUUCAUAUGUUGAGUCCAUUUUGUGGUGUAUAGUAUAAUAAAUAAUUUGGGUUAAUACAUGGCAUCUUGAUGUUUCCGUUUUGUGGUGUAUAGUAUAAUAUAUAAUAUAUUUGCACUCAAUUUUCAUUUAAUAUUUGAUUCUCACGUAAUCCUUUUUUUUCCAGUCUGCUCAAAGAUUGUGUCACUUGUGUUGUAAUAUUGU